Molecule: messenger RNA, 114 nt
Organism: Colletotrichum costaricense
Lineage: Eukaryota; Fungi; Ascomycota; Sordariomycetes; Glomerellales; Glomerellaceae
Exons: 3
Coding region: 1-114 (37 amino acids)
Source: RefSeq, a predicted model, not a curated record
AUGUUGUGGUCCACACCACCCCCGCUCAAGAUCCAAUUAGACCCGACUCGACAAUCUGCAAGUCUCUCUUCACCCGUCGUACCCGUCACAUCUGCAACACCACAGCACACCUAG